GUCGGCUAGCCGGAACUUGAGAUAUAUGGAGCGAGUUAAACGUUGCAUGUCCACGCCAGAAAGCACCCCGUCGUAAGAAGCGAGCAACAAGUAAUGCGGAGCAUCGUAUACUUUCCGGAGUGUCAAGAUAUAUGUCGAUUAUACCUGAAUCGUUGGGUUGGGGAUUCAUUCCAUAAUCUGUACUCGCUCCUGCGGAGGAUUGAGUUGGAGGAGCUGACUGUAUGCAUUAUGGGGAAUUUUGUCUGGAACGAAGGCAGGUGCAAAGUCCCUUGAGUGUAACUCGACAAGGUGACAUUAUUGCAUUACGUAAUGCUUCUGCCGACUAGAUGCGCAGCCGGUGACGGCAGAUAAUCAUCGCAUUUGAAAGUCGUACUGCUUUCUGAACUCACAAUGUCACCCGUUAAGAAGGACAUACAUAGCGGGCCGUCCAAUUUCCUGACUCCAAAACAAUCUGAAAAAAGUGAUGGAUUCCAAGAGAAGUUGACCCCACUACCGAACGUCGUUGAUACUACGUUCAGCGAGCCGAACCCGCCGAAACCACAAGAUUCUGAGCAAAUCGAUCCUCCCGCGCGCGAGUUUUACACCGCAGAUAUGCACUCUUCUGUUCUUAACAAUCUUUUUGGACAAGCCCUGAAGUUGCUUCACGUCGCCGCAGCCUUCGCGCCGGCAGCUUUCGUUAAAAAUCCUGGAGCAGCACUGAAGAAUGGAGCUGGGUCGGGUGCAGGCGUACGAGGGGGACAAGGUGGAAUGUCGACUAACAAUUUGAAGACGUUUUUGCUGCAGCAGCGCCAGAAAACGAGGGCAGGGUCUGCAGAUAAUCCAACCACGAGUAGCGUCCCUGUAGUAAACCGAAGAUUUCUAGAGGGAACUGGAGGACCGCCGAUUAGAAACAAAAAGGUUCAGAUGCUAAGAGUCAUGCAUGCUAAAGAGGAUGCUGAAAUGUACAAACAACCGGUUGGUCAGCUUUGGACAGACUACUUUGCCGUGCGUCCGACCACCAUGUCUGGCUGGAAUUCUGUAAUUGAGGAGCGUAUUGCGCUCGCGCGGCGUAAUGGCGAAUUUGACAAUCUCCAGGGACGAGGAAAACCGCUGGAUUUGGAUGCGGACGAUCACAAGAACCCGUUCAUCACGCCUACUGAAUUUUUCAUGCACCGAAUGAUUAAGGCACAGGGCCACGUUCCUCCCUGGAUAGAUUUGGGAAAAGAGAUUGAAGAGGACAUCGAAAAGAUGCGGGCAGAAUUGAGGGACGUGUGGAGAACUUACGUUGAAGGUGUGACAAAUGUGUCCAAUGGAAAGAAAACAUAUUUUGAAGAAAAAGGAAGGAAAUGGGCAGAACUGAGAUGUUCAGAAAUCAAUGCGAAGAUACGAAGAUUCAAUGUGGAGGCUCCGAGAGGCAUUCCGCAAAAGUUUCAAGUUGAUGUAAAUGAUGAACUUCUAAAAGGGGCGGGGAGUAUGCCAGUUUCCUGCUGACUGAUCUAGUGACUAUGGAUGAGCACACUGGACCGUGGUCUGAGGAUGAAAUUUGAUUGUAACAUCAUAUCUUCCACAUGUUUCUUCGAUAUGCAGGAUGGGUACGCGGGACAUGCAACAUUCCUCAGUACAGUAUUAAGAAUGAGAGGCCAUGAGGGGCAAUGCAUGCAAAGUUUUAUUUUGUGUAUAGUAAGGUAGAAUAGGCGACUUAGCCUAGAAGCUCUCUCAAUUUUUCCCCCAGAGGUGCACCUGAAUUGGGGUUCUGUCCUGUAAUUAACCGCCCAUCAACCACAACAUGAGCCUCCCAAUCUUUGGCCGCCUUUUCGUACUUUGCACCAG
Messenger RNA from Spizellomyces punctatus DAOM BR117, 1809 nucleotides. RefSeq lists its product as uncharacterized. Bases 391 to 1470 code for a protein of 359 amino acids. The transcript has 2 exons. The record is from RefSeq and is a predicted model, not a curated record. NCBI's taxonomy places the organism in Eukaryota, Fungi, Chytridiomycota, Chytridiomycetes, Spizellomycetales, Spizellomycetaceae.